CGUGCGCACUGGCCGCGCAGCGCUCCGUGGAGCAGCGCUCACUCUGAUCUGACUCAACACAGAAAACAGCGCAGCAACAUGUCGCAGUACACUCUGGGAGUUCACCUGCAGAUCCUGCUGGCCGUGGGUCUGGCUGUGUUCUGCUACUGUCUGGUUUUGGGCUGCAUCCUGUGCUGGCGCAAAAGAAAGAAGAGCCUCUCAUCGCAGGACAAAGAGGCAGUUUACUUGUCUCCUCAUAAGGGCCCUGCUGAGCUGGUGAAUAUGACCCUGGCACCGUCCCCGUGCACCCAGCCUGUCAAGCAGCAGUACGAGGAGCUAGAUGGGGAUGUGUUGGAGUUUCCCUCUUCUAAAACCAGCUCCUCAGCUUCUGACGAUGAUCUCACCGCCCUGCCCUUCGACCCCAGCUCUCAGAGGUCAGCUGGGCUGAGGGACUCCCCAAGGUCUAAUUUCCCCAUGCGGCGCCUUAGCACCCCAGUCGUUCCCUGUUUGCCCACUAAACAUCCCAUUCAUGGCAGAGCCUCUCUGCCUUCCCUCCCCAAGCUGACCUUGGUGUCUAAAACCCGCCGGGCACUGGACCGCCGCAGCACCGUGACCGGUGACACCCUGUAUAGCGAGAGCAGCCGACUGACUGCUGCUGCUGCUGCUGCCAGACCUUCUGGUCAGCAAGGGGAGCCAUCUCAGCCACAAUAUGGCUCUGGCUCCCUGUCCGUCCCCUCUAAACCUGCUCCUGUCCUGCACUUCUCCCUUCUCUUCUCCUCUGCCCGUGGCACACUGGUUGUCAACAUCCUGGGGUUCUCCGGGGCCACACGAAGGCGCAGCGGGGUGUUUGUCCGGGCCAGCCUCCCUCCACUUUGUCCCUCCCCUCAGCAGGCGGCCUCGCGACGCCGCAGCCUCAGCCCAGAGCUCCACAGCCAGAGCUUUGCGUUGCAGGUCAGCAGUGUUGAGGAGCUUCGCACCUGCACCCUGAGACUGGCUGUGUACAGCAGGGACUUCUCCGGCCUGAGAGAGGCUGCCCUUGGCGUGGUGGAGGUGGCCUGUGGGCAGAUGGACUGGGAGCCCGACAUCACCACCACCCACUCUAGGGAGCUUAGCCCAGCAAAGAGCAAGCUGAAAAAGAGCCUGAGUUCCCAGGAGACGCUGGGUCAAAGGAAGAGCUCAGUCUGUGCUCCGCGGGCUUUGGGCCAGCUGUUCGUCUUGCUGCAAUACCAGACACAGGCCCAGCGGAUCAAGGUGAUGGUCCGAAAGGCUGAGAAUCUGGUCAAGCUCACGCGGAUGCCAGGGGCUGCAGAUCACUAUGUUGUCAUCAAUCUGCAUCAGGAUGGGAAGGUGAUUGGCACCAAGGAGACCAAAGGGGCUUGUGGUCCGAACCCUGUCUGGAACGCUCCUUUCCUAUUUGACAUGCCCGCUGGUGACAUCACUCAGCUGCCAUUGGUGCUCGAGUUUAUUGUCAUGCAGGGUCGUCUCUACACUAAGAGCAGCAUUCUGGGUCGCGUGCUGAUUGGCAGCGAGGCUCCAGAGGCGGGACAAGGACACUGGAAAGACAUGUGCAGUCGGGGUCAGAUGGAGACAGCUCGCUGGCACACGAUCCAGUCAGAUGUGCUGUAGGGAUGACUGACAAACUGUUGGAGUGGCUCAGCGUCCCUCCUCCUAGGGAGCAGCUGACUGUCAGACAGUGUAGAUAAACACAGAGAGGUAGGGUUGGGUGGGAAUCACAUGCCAGCGUAAACUUGGGUGUAGUUUCCCCUCCAAACAUUGUCAUUUUAGAUUGUCUAUCUGUGAACCAUAUCAAAAUAUCUGUUGUGGAGUUUCGAUAGCCUUUCAUUAAUGUUGCUGUGCUGACUUAGAUAUUUGUUUGCUUUCAGCAGAAUGGUUAAGAUUUUUUUUUUUUUUUUUUACCUUGUAAUGCUAACCAGCAUACUGAGAAAACUGGCAGCACUGCUGGAGAUUUAGCUGCUUCUUGCAAAAAUGCAGAUGCUCCCUGUGGGUAUACAGGGAGGUAAAAAUACCAUAGAAAUGGAAUUGAGUGGAAUUGGCUAGGGCUGAACAAUUAGUAGAAUUUAAUUUUUCAGUUGCUAUUUUGGCUUCCCACCACCAGGAAACCAUCACAAAAUGAUAUUUAUGCCACAUUUCAUUUAGAAAUGUUGCUUUAAUUUUAUCGGACUUUCUUGGGUGUUUUAUGUCAAAUUCAGUGCUCCCCUUUUUUCCUCCUUCACAGUGGUGUGAAGUGCAUUUGCCCCAACAACACACUCUGGCCAUUUGAUUUCACCUGUAAAGAAACUAAACAGUGCAGGCACCAGGUUUGUCAGAUAUUCUAAAACGUUACUCCAUUUACUUUUCCACCCUCUGUGAAAGCUAAGAGAUGGCGGAAAGGGAAAGCCUGGUCGACGAAAAAGGGGACACUACAGGUUUGUAACCACUUUGGUUUCAAAGAAUCUGAUGUGGAACAAGAAGACAAUACUUUGCAAAAUCCAAACACCGCACCGUUUUUUUGUUUGUUUGUUUUUGUUUUGUUUUGUUUUUUUAAUACAAGCACUUUUCUCCCCCUGCACACGGCUGAUCAGCCUGGAUGUUCAGCUCGCUGCCUUCACUGACCUGAAUAAACCUCUCUGCUGACAGCGGUUAUGUUAGUGAAUGCGUACAACUGUUGUCUUUGCAAGGGAGACCACCUGGAAAUGUGGCAACUUGCCACGACUCUAAAGCCUAUUCUGAUUUUACUCAGUUCUAUUUCUAUGAAAAAGACUGACUCACAGGGAACCUUCCUUUCCAGUGGGUGGAUGAAUGGAAGAAGGUGUCAGAGCAGUCAGGUAGGUUUUUUCCACAUUGACAAUAUUGUUGAUCACUAUAUUGCCUGAUUAUUUCCACGGUGACUUUUCAAAACACAAGACCUUGAAACUGUAUGAUUCUAGUUGCAUGAAGUUGUGGUAUUGUUUGUAUUGUGCAGCAAGGUUACCUUUGUUCUGAUGUUAAUGUUGAACAAGUCCAAGGAUAUUAAGAUUUUCAAAAGUUACAGCGUUGCAGAGCAUUCUUGUUGGCCAGUGCCCUUCUGCUUGUGGUUGGCUGUGGUGUGUUACUGUGGAAGUGCUUGUCCAUAUAAUAAUGUGCAGAAUUGGGCCAUUUACAAUGGUUACCACACUACAAAGUACCACUGCAGGAUACAGGAUAAAUGCAUGAAGGGUUUUGUCUACACUGACAGCCACUGUACAUUUUAACUGUGGUGUUGUGCUCUUGUGGAUUUUGUAGUCUGUGUUAGUUGCAUGACUGUGAUCUAUGCCAGGCAUUAGCCUUAUUAAAUGGUGUUAUUGAUCAUAAUGCAACCAAUUAUUCACUACCCAUUCACUGUGGCUCCCUCGAUAUUUUAUCAUUAAAUACAGACUGUAGCACUGUGUCAAAGCUCAUUAGGCGUGUAGCUACAACAGAGGUCCCAAUGAAGAACACAAUUACUAGAAGCUUUAUCACUUGAUUAUCUUGAACUUGUCUUUUUUUAAAAUGGCCUUGGGACUGUGCAGUCAGUAGAACACUGUAAAAUAGACAAGAGAGUGAACAUGUCUAUUUUAGAGUAACUAUCAGAGGAAAUAGAUCAAUUGAUUGAUCACUUGAUCAUUAAAUUAAUCAGUCAGAAACUUCAUCAUCUAUUUAUGAAAACAUCAUACUCCCAUUUAUUUCCACAUGUUCCCAUUUAUUUCCACAUGCUUACAGUAUUUUCUGCACUAGAGCUUUAAGUGACACUAAUACUUUAUUUUCUCCAUUUAGAGAUGCAAGAUAUUGGAUUUUAUGCCAAUAUCCGAAAUGCCAAUAUUUUCCAAUUCUUUUGGCUGAUUGGUGAUGCCAGUAUAUGCACACAUUUUUUCCAAUUAAUUGCAG
Messenger RNA from Myripristis murdjan (pinecone soldierfish), 3861 nucleotides. Its product is annotated as synaptotagmin-4. Bases 79 to 1605 code for a protein of 508 amino acids. Gene Ontology annotation, cellular component: exocytic vesicle; synapse; plasma membrane. The record is from RefSeq and is a predicted model, not a curated record. Gene Ontology annotation, molecular function: calcium ion binding; clathrin binding; SNARE binding. NCBI's taxonomy places the organism in Eukaryota, Metazoa, Chordata, Actinopteri, Holocentriformes, Holocentridae. The transcript has 5 exons. Gene Ontology annotation, biological process: calcium ion-regulated exocytosis of neurotransmitter; vesicle fusion.